Molecule: messenger RNA, 924 nt
Organism: Lichtheimia ornata
Lineage: Eukaryota; Fungi; Mucoromycota; Mucoromycetes; Mucorales; Lichtheimiaceae
Exons: 6
Coding region: 1-924 (307 amino acids)
Cellular component (GO): plasma membrane
Source: RefSeq, a predicted model, not a curated record
AUGAACGCUGAAUCUGCAUCAUCAAGCCGUUAUGCACCCUACAAGGACUCGGUUGAAGAUGAUGAACCUUUGGGGAUCCAACGAGAAGAUGUUACGGUCACCUAUGCACAAGAUUUUGGUUACGCGGAUAUUCAUCAUGGGUUGUAUGGGUCGAUUAUGACUUGUAUCGGUGACGUACUUGGAUUUUUUGGUUCGAUUCCAUGCUGCUGUUGUUGUCCAAAUCCCUAUCAGCGUGUGGGUCAAGGCAGCGUUGGUUUGAUCUCACGCUUUGGUAAAUGUUAUAAGAUUGUGGACCCAGGACUUGCCCAGAUCAACCCUGUCACCGAAUCUAUCAAGCGUGUUGAUAUGACCAUCCAAAUCACCGAAGUACCCAAGCAAGAAGUCAUGACACGCGACAAUGUAUCCUUGGGAUUAGAAUCGGUCUUGUAUUGGCGAGUGGUUGCACCUUACGAAGCCGAAUAUGGUAUAGCCAAUGUGUUGGUUGCAUUGGUGGAAAGAGCUCGCACCGUCCUUCGUAACGUAUGUGGUCAUCACACGCUGCAAGAUAUUAUCGAAAACCGGGAUGCCAUUUCUCGUGAAAUUCGUGCCAACAUUACACCUUUUACUGAUAAAUGGGGUGUCGAGGUCGAAGCGACAUUGAUCAAGGAUCUUGACAUUUCUUCUGAUCUUCAAAAGUCCUUAUCAUCGGCAGCACAAGCCAAACGUAUUGGUGAAUCGCGUGUCAUUGCUUCUGAAGCCGAAGUUGAAUCCGCCAAAUUGAUGCGUGAAGCAGCCGAUAUUCUCAACACGCCAGCUGCUAUGCAGAUUCGUUAUCUCGAAACCCUUUCAAGCAUGAGUCGUUCAGGUCAAGGUCCAAAGACCAUUUUCAUGCCCAUGCCUAGUCACCAACACCAGGAUGAACCAUCGUCUUCCUCCUCCACUUAA